AUGUCGGCCAAACAUGCUGAAAGGGCCAUUAGUUACGCGUCUCCGGAGGAUUGGGACUCCUGGUCCAACGAAUUCAAGAAGCUGGCGCACGCCUACGAUCUAAGGCAAUACAUCGAUCCGAACGACCGUAUACGAUGGCCUCAGCGACCAGAACUUCCAGAAAUCCGAGAUUAUCCUAGACAAGCCGAUCCGGACGAUCCCGAUAGUGGCACAAUGACGCCCGGCUCGGAUUACGUACCGCCUCGACGAAUCAGAGAGCUGACGUCUGAAGGAAGAGCGGAAUACAAGCACGAUCUCAGGAUUUAUUCUCUGAAAGAGACAGCGUAUAGAGAGACGAAGAAACAGGAGCAGAAGCUAGUCGAGUUUGUCCUCAAGACGGUCUCGGUCACAUCUGGAGUGGUAUACAACGAACGCCUCCGACCCGAAGCGCGCGACAAAUACCACAAAGCAGUACAUACAGCCCCGAAGAUCAACAAACUCAACGAGUGGGUUACAGAAUGGGAGACGACGAUGGCCGAAGCGAUUAGCAAGAAAGUCCCUGAUGCCCUCGACGCGCAGUGCUGGGCAGAAGACCUGAAUCGAGCCAUGUAUCACGUCCUCCCUAGCUGGGCAUCUACUUUUCGACAACAUCGACGCCCUCAAAUCCUCAAUAAUUCCCUCAACUAUCGAGAGGUCGCUGCCGACAUUCGAUACGAAGCCAAAAUGGCCAACGCGAGCGGAAGGCCGUCAGGCAUCAAGAGAGGCGCAUUCGUAGCCACAUACGGCGCUGCACUCAGGAACGACAGAUCUGCAAUCACGGACCGCGAUAAUGACACUAUUGAAGUCCAAGGAGACGCCUCAGAUUGGGCGACGGACGAAGCAUCCUAUGCACAUCGAGAUACGCGAGGCCAAGGCCGUGGGCGUAGAGCACGAGGCGGCGGAAGAGGAGUAUCAACAAAACGAAAACGAGCAGAGACAACCGUCAAUCCGAACCCGGAUGUCCCUACUUGUCGAGGAUCCUUCAACUGUGCCCCCUACCCUCUCAGACAUUCUGCCAUCCUUGACUCUGGAUCGACAAUCCAUAUCUUCAACGAAGUAUGCAGGUUUCUCAACUACCAACCUGCAUCGCUUGGAGACUUCGUCUACGCAGGAGAUUCACCAGUAACUAUUCACGGUUACGGAAAUGUAGACAUUUGCGUCCAAGGACCCCAAGGACCUUCUCUUCUCAGAUUGCUUGAUGUAGCUCAUUGUAUAAACUUUGCCUGCAAUAUUGUCUCAUACCGACAGUUGCGGAAAAGAGGUUACUAUUGGGACACCAGAGGAAACAACAACCAAAUCCGCAGAAAAGAUGACUCGAUCCUCUGCACAUUGACGGACCAUUUCGACCAGUACGUGCUAGAGUACAUCGACAAAUCGACAACAGCAGCAGCAUUCCUAGCCAAACGGAAACGGUAUGAUUCGUGGAGUAAGCGCCCUCCUCGUAGUGGAAACGAAACCUUUUGGCACCUUCGACUUGGACACCCUGGGCCUAAGGCACUCAAGCACCUCGUGGGUCAAUCUCGGGGGGUGAAGAUCAAGGGGAUCUCCACGGUCGAGUGUGAUGCCUGUGGAAUGGCGAAGGUGAAGCGCCAAAUCCGUCGACAAAGACGAGUUCCACCUGAGAAGGCCGGAAUCCGGCUUGCUAUUGACUUCCACGACGUCACUGGAGAUGCUGGCUGCACUUCAACUAUGCUAGUCACUGACCGUUACUCUGGCUAUAUUUGGGACUACUAUCUUCCCGAUCGAACUGGACCAACACUUAUCCAUGCACUUGAGCAUCUACUCAAAAUACUAGAGAGACAACUGCAGUGCAGACCCGAAGUCAUCGAAUCGAGUGUGACAACGAGAUCCCGGAUAGUCACCAGUCAAAACGGCGGCGCAGAGCGCUCAGGGGGUGUAAUCAAGGAAAAAGCUCGCGCAAUGAGAAUUGGAGCAGAGCUGCCUUCGUUCCUUUGGGUUGAGAUCUGGCGUGCUGCCGUUUACCUAUACAAUAGGACGCCGAAGUACAUUUACAAUUGGAAAACGCCUUAUGAGCGUUUCUACACUUACUUUGCCUAUAGGGACGGGGUGGUAGUCACAGAGCGUAAACCCGAUCAGACACAUCUCCGCGUAUAUGGCUGUAAAGCCUUCGCGAUGACGACCGAUGCUUUGAAAAAGAAGAAUCGGCGACAGCGACUCAAUCCCCGAGGUUGGAUAGGAUAUCUGGUCGGGUAUAACUCGACAAGUAUCUACAAGGUCUGGAAUCCGUUGACCAACAAGGUCAUAUCCACUAGAGACGUGAUCUUCAAUGAGAAGGAGACGUUCUCUGGGGAUAUCCAGCAUCUCAGGGAUGAUUUAAAGGAACUAAACGAGGAGGAACUUAUUCAGCAUCUCACCGAUGCUGAGGUUCCGCAGGGAUCUAGCAUGAAUCUGGAUGCAUCUACCCAAGAAGAAGACGAGGAACUCUAA
Messenger RNA from Fusarium mangiferae, 2466 nucleotides. RefSeq lists its product as uncharacterized. The coding region runs from base 1 to 2466 and encodes 821 amino acids. The record is from RefSeq and is a predicted model, not a curated record. Gene Ontology annotation, molecular function: nucleic acid binding. The transcript is spliced from 4 exons. NCBI's taxonomy places the organism in Eukaryota, Fungi, Ascomycota, Sordariomycetes, Hypocreales, Nectriaceae.